Pyrus x bretschneideri (Chinese white pear) is the source of this 1499-nucleotide messenger RNA. RefSeq lists its product as uncharacterized. The record is from RefSeq and is a predicted model, not a curated record. Lineage: Eukaryota; Viridiplantae; Streptophyta; Magnoliopsida; Rosales; Rosaceae. The transcript is spliced from 5 exons. Bases 1 to 1050 code for a protein of 349 amino acids.
AUGACUGAGAGAAGAUAUGACGGAUCUGAAAACAAGGGGCCCGUUGUAGACUACACAAGUGCCAAGUAUUACCCUGCUCCUGCCCCUUCAAAUUAUGCGUAUGACCAUGUUUCUGCUUCUGCUUGUGCUAACGAGGAUCAUGGGGUGCAUAAGGACCCUCUGGGUCUGGAAGACUUUUCCGGUUUCUCUAUGGGGUGUAUGAAGCAACCACUGCUGGAAAGAACGGCUUUUGGUGGAAGCUUUCCCGCACAGGUAAGAUUCAGAAUUUACAAGGAAUGUCUCCCCUUGCCUGAGAGUGGUUUUAAACAUGCUAUUCUAGAUAACUACCAGAAGGGCUCCAAGAAGUUUAACCCCAUUCUCAAUUGCCAACAAGUAAGCCAUUUGUUAUCACUGUUUCAUCCUCUUACCACACAAUCACCUGUCAAAUAUGACAAUUCCUAUAUAAAGGAUCAAUACCCAAGCCUGCCUCCUUCAGGCACUACAUAUUAUAACUCAACGCGUAUCAGUCAAGCCCCACAAGUGUUGUUUCCUCAAUAUGUUCCACAGGCAGUCCUAGUUCAGCAGUGGGAUGGUCGUGGAUACACAGGAAACAUGGGUCUUUUCCAUCAUGCAGACCAACCUGCUGUGCCAAAUGCAGGUUCACAAUCAGUAAUGCCAACUCAAUAUACGGAGGAACAGUUUCAGUCCACAGCAACCCUGCCUUCCAUGAAGGAUCCAAAUGCAUCUUCGUUAUAUGGCGGUCUUACUUCACCAAUGUUGGACCCUCAGCCUCAGCCUCAGUAUAUUCAACCGAGUGUCAUACACCAACAGCCUGCUAGCUAUGGAUACAUGUCAUACACGGGCUACAUUUAUCCUGCUGUGCAACCACAAGCUGUGCCAGCUCCAAAUCAGACAUAUUAUUCUGCACAAGUGGAUCACAGUUACUCCGCUGAACUACCUGCCUCACAAGCACCCACAUCAUAUGAAAGUUAUCACAGGCACGAGGCCACACAUGAUGAAGUGCCUACUGAUCAACAAACGAGCUUGGGAUAUGGGUACAAUCACCUUUGAAGACGGAGACUGGAACAAAUUUACAGCAGGGGAAUGCUGCCGAAUACUACAACCUCUACCAAGUGCCUACAGUCCAGUAUGUUUCAUCACCUGCACAAACCACACACCUCAACAACAUUGGAAGCACCUGAGCUCCCAAGCUACUAACCUAAUGUCAAACUGGUUAAUUGGACAUCUCAAACAUGCUGGUAACAUGAGCAUAGCUUUGCCUGGUUGUUAUCACUUCACCUAUUUAGUUCAGGUUCUUGGUUUAGAACGAUAUAUCAGUUUGUUAUAAAUAGUUACUAGGAAUGAUGCAUUAGCAUUGUAGCUCGGGUGGUAAAGGCUGCUAAUGUACCCUUGCAGAAUAGUUGGUCUUGAAUCUUUAAGAUGCAAAAAACUACAUUUAAACGAAUGCUUCGUGUUUAAGAUGGAAAAUGCAACUAGUAGAUGAUUCGUUCUUCUCGUAA